GGAUCAGCCUUGCGCGCUCAGCUCAUCAGGUGAGUCAUGAAAGGCAGGAACACGUAGAGCGUGCAGCGUGGAACACGUUCUCUUCGACUGAUGUGGAGUAGAAGCACGGGGUUCAUUCUUGACUCUUUGGUUGACGAGAUGUCCGUUCUCGUCGAGCAGCACUUCCCCUUAGACCAUCUUCUUCAGGCAGCUUUUACAGACCAAGAUGUAUACGACCAAAGAGUCAAUAAACUAUGGCAGCGGAUCGUAUUUCUGCAGCGAAGCGAGUUUUUUCGCCAGUGUUCCAAAGCGACAAGCGCUCUGUUGACAAAAAAGACCUUUGAAUCUCCCGGUGGAGCUCGGCUUCCUCGCCAGGAAGUGGCUUCUGAGGACAACAUUGAUGUGGAGAGUCCUUGUGUGAGGCCAUUGUCCAAAGUCGAGCAUGCCGCUGCUGUGGAUACUGAUCGAUCUUCCUGCGGAUCACCGGUCGACCGGCUGCAGAAGUGUUGUCGUGGAUUUCGUGCCCAGGCUCGUACAAUAUGUCGCUCAUUGGAUUCUGAUGGCACUGAAAGUAGCUCUGGUGGCGAGUCAGACGAGGAGCUAGAAAUCCCUCCGAAGAAGCGCUUAUCUCAACCGAGCUUGGCAGCUCAGCGUGUUGCAAGGGCUGAAUACGAAGCUGGUCGGGCUCAAAUAGCCUCCAGAAUAAGCUGGCUGGGUGCUCAGAUCUCAGACUUAGAGCAUCGUAUUCGUAUUCAACAAGACGUGCUUCUGCGGCAACGUUCGUUACGGCGUCCUUAUCGCUUUCCACACCAGAGAAGAUCAUCUGUUAGUUCGGCUACAUCGCAAACCAGCAUUGGCUCAGUUGACGGUGAUUCCACUUCUGUGGCUACUCCGUCAUGUGUGCAUUCCACAACACCACAUGCCACUGCUGCUGCUGCUUCUACCAGUGCUGGCGUCUCUACUACUACCAGUGGACACAGUUUAGUCUCCGGUGUGCCACCAACUGCUAGCAAUGUUUCCAGCUCGGCUAAUUCUAAACCCUCCUCUGGUGGAGACCAUGCCGCUAGAGUGCAACCAUUGUCACACUUGCCCAAGCGACGUGUCCUGCAUUGCCCGACGUCAACAACCGGGUUACUGGAUCAAGCUCCCUCUGGUCAGCAGUUCCCAUGGUUCAACCAUGUGUACGAUCCCAGUGCGGUUUCCAAAACGUCCAGUUCCUGCCACGAACCAACAAUCAUGGAGCAGCUGGAUAACUCCUAUCACCCAGUUCUAUCAUACCAUUCAGACAUUCCGCUAUCGGUGUGCCUGGAGUCCUCUAUAAGACAUCAAGAACAUUCUUCUGCUUCGGUGAACCCACCACAUCAUAUCAGAAGGUCCUCUUUCCAGCACUCGAAGAAACUAAGGACACCUCGAUCGAAGCUAGCGCCUGCUGCAGCUGGUCGUACAUCGCCAGUUGCACCCAUCGUCCGUGCCGCAAAGAGAGCUAACAACCUUCAUGCUCAUUCAGCUAAUGCACCACCACUCACACCUACGCCAACAUCUCAGCGAAAGUCUACGGAUGGAGCACGCCGUCCAAAAGGAAUCUCACUCACAGCCGAUUCUUCCAGCACUAGCUCAACACGAACGCCCAUCCGUCGCUCAGCUCAGUCUGGUCAGAACACACCAACUGCUAGCACACCCAGUGCAGCAGCAGCAGCCGCACCAGCUAGUUUGUCCCGCCAGCAAUCACAGUCUGCAACUCGUCGACAAAAGCGUGGCAAUUCCUCAUCCCCGUACGAUAUUCACAGCAUUGUUGUCCCGUUAGCUGCGCCGUCACGUGUAGAGAAGAUCAACUAUAAGGAGAUUGCGACUCCUAGGUGGCGAGUAUGUGAUGUCUUCGCUGAAGAUGAACCCAUGGUUAUAGAUGAUGAUGUGGAGGAUAUCAGUGAUGAGAUGUUUGCUAAGCGCCAUGAAACUCUUGAGGCGGCUGAGCGAAUUCGUUUUCAGGGUGCCGACAAGAAGAGACGAACAAAUCGUGCCAGCUCCAGUUUACCCACCACGCCUGAAGCAAUGCUGACAGCUCCAACCUCUCCCAUGUGCAACAGCCAGUCAUUGCGCUCAUCACCAGGAGACGCUGCACGCGCGCCUAGUUUGACAGUCGCUGGAAGCCAGGAUGAUGCCAGUCAAGCAGCAGGCAAUGUCUCGUGUCGCAAGUCUUCUCGCAAGACGCCGUCACUAAGCCGCAGUACGUCGUCUCUCGGUGAAGAGCCUAUGCCGUGCUGCUUUGUGGUACCUUGGGAUGAGCGCGUCUUUCCGCUUACAGAUGCUGAAAUGCAUCGGCUACAAAUGGAAGAACAGUGCAGUCAACAGCUAUCCAAUGUCACAACUGCCCUCAACGAACAUGCUUCUCUCAUGAGUCUACCUGAAUCGGCAUCUGUAUCAUUGGCCGCCUCUCGCGUUUCGUCUAAUCCCAGUAGCCCAUGUGCUCCAUCAGGCUGUGACACAGUUCAGUCUAGCAAUGCCAAGCUUCCUCAGUCACUGGCCACGAACACUGCAGAUAGCUGGUGUGCACGGCUUCCCUCACCUAAGGCAAAAGGCAAAGAAGUGGAGGAAAAGAAGCCGCCACUUCUUUUGAAGCUUACCAAGCAACCGUCCUCAUCCGGCUAGUGCAGAGUUUGUACUGAUGAUGGCUAGCACUGUUUUCUCACCCAGUUGUUUAGAAUGGCAGCAACUGCGUGGGUGGUAUAUUUUGCUGGUAAACUACUAGUGACCUUCCUAUGUGGUUGCACUCAUGCUGUAGACCCCAUGACUCACACCCACCAUGUAGACCAGAUUUUCCACCGCAUCAUCUUCAUCAAGUUCUGUGAUUUGUGUCCUGUUGGAGUGUGUUGGUUGCCUCCUUCUCCCCAUCAUAUUACUGUGAUACUGGUGCGUGUGUGUAUGUUGCUCUGUGUACUGGACGUAGUGUCGAGUGGGUACAUGCGUACUCCAAGGCAUGCAUUAUAUGUGCAGUGUGUGUGCUGAUUAGCUGCUUGCUGCUGACUACUUACAUCAACAUUCAUGCUCAAGAACUGACCCGUUUCCCCGGCAUUCCAAACACAACUACUAGUCAUCUGCUAUUAUUGGCUUACCCCCACCGUAUUUACUAUUAAUUUUACCGAUAUUUGUUGAUUUUUCACAUCUCACUUUCUUGUUUGAUUUCAGCUUCUACAAGUACAACUCUAGUGUUGUUCUGUCCAAGUUUGUCCUCGUUCUUGUUUUGACUAACUUGAUCCUUUGGUUUUUCUCCUUUCUUUAGAAUCAUUUUGAGAGUUGAGAUAGCCAGCUGUGCUCUAUUCCAUGUAACCGUUUCAACCUCGCUAUCUUACAAGUGGCCUGUGUUCUUCA
This is a messenger RNA of Sycon ciliatum, 3345 nucleotides long. Its product is annotated as KAT8 regulatory NSL complex subunit 1-like. The coding region runs from base 91 to 2625 and encodes 844 amino acids. Gene Ontology annotation, molecular function: histone acetyltransferase binding. The record is from RefSeq and is a predicted model, not a curated record. Gene Ontology annotation, cellular component: NSL complex. The transcript is spliced from 8 exons. Lineage: Eukaryota; Metazoa; Porifera; Calcarea; Leucosolenida; Sycettidae.